AUGGGCUCGGUUUUAGCCGCCAGCUCCCCCCCACCGCCGUUGUUACCGGUAACGCCGGGGCCCGGCUAUGGGGGGGCUCUGCCCCAUGGCGCUGCCCCACGGAGCCCCACGGAGCCUUUCCCCCCCGCGCCCCCGGAGCCGCUUCCCAACCCCGGGGCCUUCGAGGAGUGCCACCGGCGCUGCAAGGAUCUGUUUCCGGUGCAGAUGGAGGGCGUCAAACUGACCGUGAACAAGGGGCUCAGCAACCACUUCCAGGUGAACCACACGGUGGCGCUGAGCACCCUGGGGGACUCCAGUUACCACUUUGGGGCCACCUACGUGGGAACCAAGCAGCUGAGCCCCACUGAGGCGUUCCCGGUGCUGGUGGGGGCCAUGGACAACAGCGGCAGCCUCAAUGCCCAGGUCGUUCAUCAGCUCUCGGAGCGGCUGCGCUCCAAGGUGGCGCUGCAGACCCAGCAGGCCAAGUUCAUCAAUUGGCAGCUGGACGCCGAGUUCCGGGGCAGCGACUUCACGGCCGCCCUGACCCUGGGGAACCCGGAUGUGCUGGUGGGGUCCGGGAUCCUGGUUGCCCAUUACCUGCAGAGCGUCACCCCCAGCCUGGCCCUGGGGGGGGAACUCGUUUAUCACCGGCGCCCCGGCGAGGAGGGAACCGUCCUGGCCAUGGCCGCCCGUUACACAGCACCCAAUUGGAUCGGGACCUUGACCCUGGGCCAGGCCGGGGCCCACGCCACCUAUUACCAUAGAGCCAAUGAGCAGCUCCAGGUGGGGGUGGAGUUCGAGGCCAGCACCCGGCUCCAGGACAGCUCCGUGGCCUUCGGCUACCAGCUGGAGCUGCCCAAGGGCAACCUGGUCUUCAAAGGCUCCGUGGACAGCAGCUGGGUGGUGGCGGCGGUGCUGGAGAAGAAGCUGCCCCCGUUGCCGCUGACGCUGGCGCUCGGCGCCGGCCUCAAUCACCGCAAGAACAAAUUCCACUGCGGCUUCGGCAUCACCAUCGGAUGAGGGACCCC
Messenger RNA from Neopsephotus bourkii (Bourke's parrot), 1007 nucleotides. It is a transcript of the gene TOMM40, whose product is annotated as translocase of outer mitochondrial membrane 40. Gene Ontology annotation, biological process: protein import into mitochondrial matrix. NCBI's taxonomy places the organism in Eukaryota, Metazoa, Chordata, Aves, Psittaciformes, Psittacidae. Gene Ontology annotation, molecular function: transmembrane protein transporter activity. The coding region runs from base 1 to 999 and encodes 332 amino acids. Gene Ontology annotation, cellular component: mitochondrial outer membrane; mitochondrial outer membrane translocase complex. The transcript has 9 exons. The record is from RefSeq and is a predicted model, not a curated record.